Messenger RNA from Penicillium cataractarum, 234 nucleotides. RefSeq lists its product as uncharacterized. The record is from RefSeq and is a predicted model, not a curated record. Lineage: Eukaryota; Fungi; Ascomycota; Eurotiomycetes; Eurotiales; Aspergillaceae. The transcript has a single exon. The coding region runs from base 1 to 234 and encodes 77 amino acids.
AUGAACGAAUGUGAAAAGCAAGCGCCGUGGAAGGUUGUUAUAAGCACUUAUCUCCAAGGCGAGGGCAAUUGGAAGAGGGGGCGCGGAGGUGGAGGUGUUGGGGUUGGAGUUGAUGUCGGUAAGUCGAGUUACUGUCGCCUGGGCAUCAUCAUCGUUAUUUACGUGACCGUACCGUACCUCUUCCGCUCCCCGCAUUUGGGGCGCAAUGGGGAUAAAGUCAGUCUCGUUACAUAA